Messenger RNA from Erythranthe guttata (spotted monkey flower), 3245 nucleotides. RefSeq names its product potassium transporter 10. The record is from RefSeq and is a predicted model, not a curated record. NCBI's taxonomy places the organism in Eukaryota, Viridiplantae, Streptophyta, Magnoliopsida, Lamiales, Phrymaceae. Gene Ontology annotation, biological process: potassium ion transmembrane transport. Gene Ontology annotation, cellular component: membrane. Gene Ontology annotation, molecular function: potassium ion transmembrane transporter activity.
UCCAAUCCAACUCAGAUUUUGUUUUUGUUAGACCGAAAAUAAAUAAAUAAAUCAAUAUUGUGUUUUUUUUUUUCUUUCCAUUCUUCUCAUUUUCCAUGUAAAAUCCACGUGUCACAACUCAAGGAAAUUAACGACGCACAGCACAGCACAGCACUCUCUCUCUCUCGUGCCAAUGUAAUAAUGAUGGAGAGAGAUAGAGAUUAGAGAGAGAGAUGUCUGUUUACAGACUUGUCUGAAAGAAGAAAAAAAAACCUUAUUAAGAAGAAAGAGAGAAGAACGAAAGCGGAAUCUUUCUAUGUAGCCCAUAUCGGAAUCAUAGAAAUGGGUUUUUGUUUUACUGGGUGAUGUCAGAAUUUGAGGAUUAAGUUGAAUUUUGUCAAGUGUGGCGAUUUUGCAUCAGAAAGAAGGAUUGGAGAAAAGUUGAGUUUAAUAGCAGAGGUUUUUUUUAAGGUUCUUGGUGAAGUUCUUUUCUUUUUAAUUUCCUGAGAAAGCGGUUAUGUGGCUGAUAUUGAGUUGACCCCACUUCAGAAUUGCUUCCCAAUUAUUUGAGUAAUAAUACUAUAAAUCUUAUUACUCAUUUUAUUCCCCCCCUCCUGUGUAUGUGUGUAUGUGUGUGUAUUUGCUGUCAUCCUUACCAAAUUAGUUUCGUCUCCUCGGAUUUUUUUUUCUUUCUUAUCCGGAGAUUUAGUUUUUCUGUUUUUGCAAGAAUUGAAUUGUUGAUAUUGAGGGGUUUGAUGAAAAUUGGGGGAUUGAAUAAUUAGUUGAAAAAAAAAAGAUGGCAUCUGGGAUGGAAUCUGAUGAAGGGGGUGAAACAAAGGGAAGUAUGUGGGUUUUGGAGCAGAAGCUUGAUCAGCCUAUGGAUGAAGAGGCUGGUAGAUUAAAGAAUAUGUAUAGAGAAAAGAAAUUCUCGGCGAUUUUGCUGUUAAGGCUUGCAUUUCAGAGCCUGGGAGUGGUGUAUGGUGACUUGGGUACAUCUCCAUUGUAUGUGUUCUACAAUACUUUUCCUCACGGAAUAGACGAUCCGGAAGAUGUAAUUGGAGCUCUUUCGUUGAUUAUAUACUCCCUCACUCUCAUACCUCUCCUCAAAUACGUUUUUAUUGUAUGUAGAGCAAACGACAAUGGUCAAGGAGGAACAUUUGCUCUUUAUUCACUACUUUGUCGGCACGCUAAAGUGAAAACAAUUCCGAAUCAACAUAGAACCGACGAGGAGCUGACAACUUAUAGCCGAACAACAUUUCACGAGCAUUCGUUUGCUGCUAAAACUAAGAAGUGGCUCGAGGCAGAUGCUUUUAGAAGGAACUCCCUUCUUAUGCUUGUACUCAUAGGUACAUGCAUGGUCAUCGGUGAUGGAAUUCUUACACCUGCUAUCUCCGUUCUUUCUGCUUCUGGGGGGAUCAAGGUGGACCAUCCAAAGAUGAGCAAUGAUGUGGUUGUACUGAUGGCUGUGUUCAUACUAGUUGGUUUGUUCAGCAUGCAACACUACGGUACGGAUAAAGUCGGUUGGUUAUUUGCUCCAAUCGUACUUAUUUGGUUCAUCAUGAUUGGAGGCAUUGGUAUUUUCAACAUAUAUAAAUACGACAGCUCUGUACUCAAAGCGUUUUCGCCUCUCUACAUAUAUCGUUACCUUAAAAGAGGGAAGAAAAAAGGUUGGACCUCACUUGGAGGGAUCAUGCUUAGCAUCACAGGGACAGAAGCACUGUUUGCUGACCUGGCUCAUUUCCCGGUUUCUGCGAUACAGCUUGCUUUUACGGUUGUUGUGUUUCCUUGUCUUCUUCUAGCCUACUCUGGGCAAGCAGCAUACCUCAUGGAAAAUAGAGACCAUGUACAAGAUGCAUUUUACCGAUCAAUUCCAGACAAAGUAUAUUGGCCAGUAUUUAUAAUUGCAACAUUAGCUGCCAUUGUAGCUAGUCAAGCCACAAUAUCUGCCACUUUUUCGAUAAUCAAGCAGGCACUUGCACUCGGCUGUUUUCCUAGAGUCAAAGUUGUGCACACAUCGAAAAAGUUUCUUGGCCAGAUUUAUAUUCCCGACAUAAAUUGGAUCCUUAUGGGCCUUUGUAUUGCCGUAACUGCCGGUUUCAGAAAUCAAAGUCAAAUCGGCAAUGCUUACGGUACGGCGGUUGUGAUUGUCAUGCUAGUGACAACUCUUCUCAUGAUACUAAUAAUGCUACUGGUUUGGCACUGCCAUUGGAUCCUCGUACUGCUCUUCACAUUCUUCUCCCUACUCGUGGAAUGCACCUACUUCUCAGCAGUACUUUUCAAGGUUGACCAAGGCGGGUGGGUCCCGCUCGUUAUCGCAGCCGCCUUCCUCGUAAUAAUGUACGUGUGGCAUUACGGUACGGUUAAACGCUACGAGUUCGAAAUGCACAGCAAGGUCUCCAUGGCUUGGAUAUUAGGCUUGGGCCCGAGCCUAGGCCUGGUCCGUGUGCCAGGAAUUGGGCUUGUGUACACCGAGCUGGCAAGUGGGGUCCCACAUAUAUUCUCCCACUUCGUCACUAAUCUGCCAGCUAUACACUCAGUGGUGGUGUUUGUGUGUGUGAAGUACCUUCCGGUCUACACAGUUCCGGAAGAAGAAAGAUUCCUUGUGAAACGUAUCGGACCGAAGAGCUUCCACAUGUUCCGUUGCGUAGCGAGAUUUGGCUACAAAGAUCUUCACAAGAAAGACGAUGAAUUCGAGAAGAAAUUGUUUGAUAAUCUUUUCAUGUUUGUUAGGUUAGAAUCUAUGAUGGAAGGUUGUUCGGAUUCCGAUGAGUACAGUUUGUACGGUCAGCAAACACAACGGUCGAGGGAGUAUUUGUUGAAAGAUAACGGCGAGACUUCUACUUCGAAUCUAGACCUCACCGUAUCCUCGGUGGACUCAAUAGUGCCAGCUAGAUCGCCGGUGCAUGGUAACAAUACAAUGACUUCGUCCGGGAGAGAGAGCAGCCAUACGGAGGUUGAUGAGUUGGAGUUUCUGAGUGGUUGUAGGGAUGCCGGGGUGGUGCAUAUUCUGGGGAAUACGGUAGUUAGGGCAAGGCGGGAAUCGAGGAUUUAUAAGAAGAUAGCUAUUGAUUACAUAUAUGCGUUUCUUAGGAAGAUUUGCAGGGAGAAUAGUGUCAUUUUUAAUGUGCCUCAUGAGAGCCUUUUGAAUGUUGGCCAGGUUUUCUUUGUAUGAAAUAAAUAUUUUUUUUGUUUGUUGUAGCAAGUAAUAAACAGGGACCUUUUUUUGUUGAUCCUACUCAUUAAUUAAUUAAUUAUUAAGGUCGUUG